GCGCAGGCAGGCGCUGCCGAUGCCGAGCCACUGCCGUCUGCCCCGCUCGCUCUCUGAACCAGUCGAUUUCCAUCAAGAAUUUCCCAGCACACAGCACAGCAGUCGUUGUGUGUGUCUCGCUGCGGCAAGACGUACGCCCGUGCUCCCUUCCGGUCACAUCUCCGCAACCAGCCGUCGGCAAUUCGGCGCCCAAUCGGCACCGUCGGCGUCUCUGGACUCUUACAAACUGUUUUCCGUGUUGAUUGUGCACACCCGGGCAGCGCUGUCCGCCCCUUAACUCGGCUCCUCUACGCAGCCGACUCACGCCAAAGAUAACUUGGCAUUCGUAACUGACGUCGAGUGACAACCCUUCUCGCGUCAUUUUUAUCACCCGCCAGCUGCUCACGGAAACAACGCUGAUCUGCAAACCUCAUUCUGCCAAGGAGUGAUGGGACUCGGAGCCAGCGGCUUUCCAGCCUGAUUGUCACAUAGACCAAAGUCGCGCCAUCAGCAGGACAAGCUGGCAGCAUCCGUGAUGAACCCGCACUUCCACGGGUACUCGGAGCUGAGUUCGCCGCACUCUCCGCCGCCGGACAACAGCAGCUACCACCAGCAGGGCCCUCAGGGGCCGCACCAGCACCCUCCGCCCGGCAUGGGUGGACCACCGGUCAGCAACGGGGGCGGGCCGCCACACGGGGGCGGGCCGCCGCACGGGGGCAUGCACCACCACCACGAGGGGGGCAUGCAUCCCCACGGGGGACCGCAUUCGCUGCACCACGCGCACCCCGGACCCUACCCGCCUCCGCAGCACAUCCUCAACAACAACAAUAAUAACAUCAACGCCAACAACAACGUCAACAACAACAGUGGACCCGGUGGCAUGGGUGGCAUGGGCAGUCCCACGUCGCACAUGCACCCCGGGCAGGGGGGCGGCGGUGGGCCCCAGAUCAAGGUGUGCGCCGGCUGCGGGGGCAAGAUCGUUGAGCGGUACUUGCUCUACUCGCUGGACCGCUACUGGCACAACGCCUGCCUCAAGUGCCAAUACUGCCACGCUAUGCUGGCUGACAUUGGCACCUCCUGUUACACUAAGGGGGGCAUGAUCCUCUGCAAAACCGACUACGCUCGAAUGUUUGGUCAUUCGGCACCAUGCACAGCUUGCGGCCAGAACAUCCCAGCUGGCGAGCUCGUGACGCGUAUCCAGGGUCAAGUUUACCACCAGAAAUGCUUCUCUUGCUCUAAGUGCGGUGGCCCACUAAUGUCAGGUGAUCGAUUUUGUCUCAUGGCUGGCUCGCCGGUGUGCGAGCAGGACUGGCAUAAGUUUAUCAAAAGUGCAUCGGUCACGGGUCAAGGGCCCCUCACACCAGGUACACCUGGAGGACCAAAUACCGGCGGCCCCCAAACUGGCCCUGUGCGCAAGGGUAAGGUGGGUCGGCCACGGAGAAGCAGAGACUGAGGGGGUGGUCAGCCGUCGCGACGGGGGCGGCGGCUGGCUGUGAAUUCUGCAGGGCCGGUGACUUCAAUGCCUGGAAGGCCUCAGAUGGAAGGAUCUGAGGACGCCGCAUUGGACUGGGCGACGUCGUGGUGAUUAUACUGCCACCCGUCACUCAUGAAUUAAACGAGCUCACAUUAGGACGCAAAACUGUUUCCUCACCCAAGAUCACGCUCUUGCAACAGUGAAAGUGACACUCGGACCAAGUGAUUUUGUAGCUCAAUCAAAUUCAGCCCGCCAUUUGUGCAACAAUCAAACUCGACAUCCCCGUUCUUACACCUAGUUUAGUAUUAACAACGCGAGAAAAGACUCUAGAGACAUUAUCAACCCUCGAAAUGCUGCGUGAAUUUGUUGACGUUUCAGCGAGAAUGCCUGCUUGAUAUUACUCUCAUCAUAGGAAACACGGACCCUAGAGUGCGACAGAGGUUCUGAAAGGAAGAAAUUUUUCUUAAUUGAAAAUCUGUGAUGAUGUGUACAUAGGUGUAUUGAAUUCAAGACAAAAACGAACAUUUUUGCAACAACAUCAGGAGACCUACAAACACGUUUCUUUUAUUGAUUCAUAUUUUUAUCAUUCGAAAAUAAAUAAUAAAUUACUGGCGGGAACAACAUGAAAAGCGAGUAGAUUAUUUGCUUCCUUCUGUACUUAUUUUUCGCUCUGGAAUGAAACAAAUUAAAUUGAUAUUUUGCCACCGAUCAUUUUCAAGUUGCGCCACAGUUGGAGUGAAUGCAGAAUUUCUUGAGGUAAUUUUUCGACAAAAAAUCAACAUAUUUUUCAAACACCCGACGGCAUUUUUUGCCCCCCCCCCCCUCCGAAUCGAUGUUGGAUUGUUGUUGCUGUUGAUGAACCGGUUCUUUCAGAUUCAUUUCCCGCGAAAUUUUUGAAGGACUUUUAGACGGACUUCCUGUUUUUGGUCUGAUUGUUUACACCUAAAUGUUCAAAUUGUUACGCUGGAUCUUCUGCAUAAAAAUGAGCGAAAAAAUGAAUGAAUUAUAAAUUGCGUGUAAUAUAAAUAAUUCUUCUUGAUGGAUUUGGUACAACCUGAUGUCUGUGAUCCUCGACUAUACCUUGGCGAUUGAUGGUUUGUUUUAGCAAUAAUUUACACGGACACACGUUUCAUGAAAAUGCAACUUGAUCACACCCAUUUCUGAGAGCAAUACACGAUUUUAGCUUGCCAAGAACGCAAAGAGAGUCGCCGCCACAUUGAAGUUGACUUUUAGUUUACCCUGUCAAUUUUAAAGUUUUUUAAGGGCUAUUAUCCGAAGCAAAGUUCCAAUCAGGCAGAUCUGAUUUUUUUUUUGAAAUGCGAUAAUGUAUUUGUUGUUUUAUUGUUUUAAUGGAAAACUUGAACGAUAAAAAAUUACCUUGCCUAAUGUUUCUUGCCCAUUGUUGAUGAGGUUUUAAGGGUGUUGUUAUGGUUGUUUUGGAUGAAGAAAUGGCGUACAAAUCCCCAAGAACUGUACAUUUUAAUAAACUGCCUUUUUUUCCUUGAGUAAUUUUCAUUCACUGUCAGCGCUCACAUACCAACACAAUGAAAAAGUGUUUGUUGGAUUUUUCCGUUGCGAUGAAUAUCAACCAACAAUUAUUAUUACAACUGUUACACAAUUCAUGAGCGAACGCCGCUUCUUUCUCUCUGCUCUGCUCCUACUCAUUUUUUUAAACGACGCAGAAAAUUGUAAUGUAACAUAAAAAGAUUCAUUAUAAUAAUUAUUGUAUUAAAUUAUGGCGCAGAACUGCGAGAGAAAAUGAAAUUUUGAGAAUCACAUUUGCUCAACCAUGUUACAAUUUGUGUGAAUAAUGUUGAAAGCGGAAUACGUGAAACAAAAAUGAUGGCGAACCAAUAAAAUGAAUCAUAAUGAAA
Cloeon dipterum is the source of this 3327-nucleotide messenger RNA. RefSeq names its product LIM/homeobox protein Lhx9-like. NCBI's taxonomy places the organism in Eukaryota, Metazoa, Arthropoda, Insecta, Ephemeroptera, Baetidae. Bases 515 to 1432 code for a protein of 305 amino acids. The record is from RefSeq and is a predicted model, not a curated record. The transcript has 7 exons.